AUGGAGGAGCCAUUGGCACCUACUCCCCUGCCUCCGGCUCAUGCGGCAUCAGAUGGAGAGCAAAUCAUUCAUAUUUUUCAGACGCUUGGUCGAUCCACAGUGUGGAAGAGCAUUGCCAACAUCACCUUUGAAGGAGACACGUUUGAACCUGAAGGCAUGGUACGCCUGGGCGAUGACCGUUACGUGGUCAGUUCAGGCCAUUGGACCGAACCUACCGAGAAGUAUGGAAAGAUUAUCAACGGGACGGACCGAACACCUGGAAAAGGACUCGCUCAUUUGAUGGUUUAUAAUGGAAAAGGCAAGCUUGUUGCCGAUGCGACCAUCACAAAAGAAGGAGAUGAUGAAUAUCAUAAUGGAGGAAUCGACUUUGAUGGCCAGUAUAUUUGGGGAACCAUCGCCCAGUACCGUCCCAACAGCACGGCAUACGUUUAUCGGACAGAUCCCAAUACGUUGGUACUAGAGAGGGUACUUAAUUAUGCGGAUCAUCUGGGAGGCGUGGUCCACGACACCCGCGACAAUCUCAUCACUGCUCUCAACUGGGGAGGACGCAACGCUUCAACAUGGGACCUCAAGAGUGCAGAGACGGGCUGCGACGCGAGCCCCGAACCAGAACGUGUUGUCAGAAACCCGAGUUACUUUGUCGACUACCAAGACUGCAAGUGGCUAGGCCACAGCAGAUUCUACAACGGCAAGAGUAUUAUGCUCUGUUCUGGCGUUGCCACCAUUGGCGGGUACAAUCUAGGCGGCAUCGCGCUCGUAGAUGUCGCGACAAUGACACCACUCGCCGAAAUCCCCAUCGACCUAGAAAGCGCCCUAGGAGUCAGACUGACACAAAAUCCAAUGGACGUUGGCGUAAAAGACGGAAAGCUGAGGCUGUACUUAAUGCCGGACCAGCAUAACAGCACAUUGUACAUUUACGAGGCGCAGCCCGAAAGCCCGUUUCAGUAUGGCGGCGGGAGCUGA
This is a messenger RNA of Fusarium vanettenii 77-13-4, 963 nucleotides long. RefSeq lists its product as uncharacterized. The transcript has a single exon. Lineage: Eukaryota; Fungi; Ascomycota; Sordariomycetes; Hypocreales; Nectriaceae. The record is from RefSeq and is a predicted model, not a curated record. Bases 1 to 963 code for a protein of 320 amino acids.